AUUAGCUUUCUCUCUCCCUCCUUAAAGAGAGUGGAAAAGAAAAACCUCUCUGUACCCUUUUUUUUUUAUUAUUUUAUUGCUCCGUAUCCUUAUUUUAUUUCUCUCUCUGAAGACCAAACCCAGAAUAACCAAACCCUUGUUUUUGCAUUUCCCUUCUCCUACAGAACCGAAAAUGGAGGCUUUGGACCCGACGACGUGUUUCCUGGUUGACGGCGACGACCUUCUCGACUUCUCAUUGGAGGGGGACGAAGAGGAGGAGAAGGACAGGAACCAGACCGCCGCCGCCGCCAUUGGCUACGGCGGCCCUACGCCUUCGAAGUUCGUUAACCCCGACGGCUUCCCUGAAGCUAUGGAGGAAGAGCUGGAGUGGAUAUCGAACAAAGACGCAUUCCCAGGUGUCGAAACGUGUUUUGGCAUUUUUGUGGACAACCCGUUAUUUCAUCAGAAGAGCCCGGUGUCUGUUUUGGAGAAUAGCAGCAGUAAUAACAGCAACAGCAAUGUCAAUAGCUCUGGGAAUGGAGUGAUUAGUUGCAAUGCCAGCUUGAAAGUCCCACUCACUUAUCCCAUGCGUCCUAGGAGCAAGAAUCGAAGACCGAGGAGGACUGGGUUUGGGGACUUCCCUGCCCAGAACUGCCUCUGGGCAAGAAAUAAGAACGAAGCAACAUUCCUAAUGCGCCCAAUAACAAUGGGGGAAGGGUCAACUGGGACUGCCACCAUUGGGAGGAGAUGCCAGCAUUGUGGGGUUGAUAAGACCCCACAAUGGCGAGCUGGUCCUACAGGGCCAAAGACUUUGUGCAAUGCUUGUGGAGUGCGGUACAAGUCGGGCAGGCUCUUGCCCGAGUAUCGCCCUGCCAACAGCCCCACCUUUUCCUCUGUGCUGCACUCAAACUCUCACCGGAAAGUUAUGGAGAUGCGGCGGCAGAAGGUGGUCGGAGAGGGACCAAAGCUGAUUUUAAUGAAGCCUGUGGAUAUAGUGUAGUAGCCUAGUAGUGGUGAGUAGUUCACAACAUCUUGUGCAACUUUUACUUUUUUUUCCAUUUCCUUUGAAAGUUUCAGUCAGUUUUAAGGCUUAGGGUUGUUGUAAUGGGCUAGGAUGGGUUAGGGAACCACAGUUGUUGCUCUGCUUGUGCUAUAAACAAUCUAGGGAAUUUUGAGCUUAGUUGUGAUUGGUCAUGAUGAUUAGAACAGAAUUCCAAACAGAAGUUUUCUAACAUAGGAGUGUAUGUGUUCAUGCUUUUUCUCAUUUACUCAAGUCUUCAUUUCCUCCCUUCAUUUGAAAUGAUGAAGCUGUGAAAAGGUAAACAUCUGUAAGAGAUAUGAUGUGAAAUUCUNAAGCUGAUUUUAAUGAAGCCUGUGGAUAUAGUGUAGUAGCCUAGUAGUGGUGAGUAGUUCACAACAUCUUGUGCAACUUUUACUUUUUUUUCCAUUUCCUUUGAAAGUUUCAGUCAGUUUUAAGGCUUAGGGUUGUUGUAAUGGGCUAGGAUGGGUUAGGGAACCACAGUUGUUGCUCUGCUUGUGCUAUAAACAAUCUAGGGAAUUUUGAGCUUAGUUGUGAUUGGUCAUGAUGAUUAGAACAGAAUUCCAAACAGAAGUUUUCUAACAUAGGAGUGUAUGUGUUCAU
Messenger RNA from Cuscuta campestris, 1621 nucleotides. Lineage: Eukaryota; Viridiplantae; Streptophyta; Magnoliopsida; Solanales; Convolvulaceae. The record is from the annotation of a GenBank genome assembly.